ACUGUUCCCAACUUUUUCUUUUUCGCCGACUACAAACUGCGGACGAGGACAUGGGUAUGGCGAUUCGUUCUGCACUGGCAAAGCUGGUGAGUAACUCUAUUCCCAAGAACAGAAGUGGAAUUCUGAUGCUUAGGGCUUUUGCGAGCUCAGCUGUCGACCAAAACAGGAAUUCCCGAAGCGACGUCGUUGCUGGUCAUUACUUCCGUCACCGAUUCGAUUAUGGCAACUAUAAAAGCAAACGAAAGUUGCCGAAGGUAUAUGAUUAUUAUAUGGACUUGGGAGGAUUGGAGCCUGCUCGUUUCGCCAUGGAGGAGUUUAACAAGCGAAAGAAUGCGCAACUGCAGUUUGUGAGAGUUGUCAAGUCACAAAGGCAUCUGGUGCACACAGGAAUUAGCAGCUUGUAUAUUUUAACAGUGGAGGCAGUUGAUGCCGGUGUGGCUAGACUUUACCAGGCACGAGUUUCGGUUAAUUUCAUUGAAGGCAUGACUUUGGAGUGGUUCUGUCUUCUUGUCGAUGAUGGGUGUCCUAUAGCACUAUUUGAUCACCUAGAAAUCUUCUUCCUUCCCAAGGACAAUGAAGACAAAGCCGAGAAUCAAAUUCCUAUGUGUAGAAAGCAGGGAUGUGAUUGUUUUCAUACCUCACGGCCCAAACUGUGUCAUAUCAAAACUGCAUAUGACUUACCAAACAAUGGCAAGAUGCUAAAAAUAUUUGGACGUUGGGCCGUGAAAACGUAUAACAAGGAAAAGAAUGCUCAACUGGAGUUUAUGAGAGUGGUGAACGGAACCAGGAGCUGGUUAAUGGGCAUGGUUUUUUUAACACUGGAGGCAGCAGAUGCUGGUGUGAUGAAAAUUUACCAAGCAGAACUGUUUAUGCCAGAUGCCAUUGAUAUCAAGGAUCCCGAUACCAAGCUCAAUUUGUUUGGCCAUGUUGAUGAUAAUGGCAGAUUGUCAAUACUAAUUGAUAAGAGGCAUGAAAAAGUAACAAUAAAGUGUUCAAUUCCCUAUGAACCGGAAGAUUUCUGCCGUUACAAGGAUCGUAACCUGUUCAUUCCUUCCACUAUUGAUUAAUUUUGAAUGGGUGAAAACAAGAGCUGAUGAUCUACUCUGCCGAUGUUAAGUGAAGAGAUUAGAUCUGGUCUGUAAAUGGUGGUGAUAGAUCUGAGAUUCUUGAGAUAUCAAUCAUUUGGGAUUUGGGCUUGAUUUGAAUGUCCAUUGAUCGGCCUCUAAUUACAUUACUGUUACAAUUUGACGGUUUGGCAAAUAUGAGUGCGUUUUUGUUUUCAUGAC
Fragaria vesca subsp. vesca is the source of this 1286-nucleotide messenger RNA. RefSeq lists its product as uncharacterized. Gene Ontology annotation, molecular function: cysteine-type endopeptidase inhibitor activity. The transcript has 7 exons. NCBI's taxonomy places the organism in Eukaryota, Viridiplantae, Streptophyta, Magnoliopsida, Rosales, Rosaceae. The record is from RefSeq and is a predicted model, not a curated record. Bases 51 to 1067 code for a protein of 338 amino acids.